Molecule: messenger RNA, 1413 nt
Organism: Adineta ricciae
Lineage: Eukaryota; Metazoa; Rotifera; Eurotatoria; Adinetida; Adinetidae
Source: the annotation of a GenBank genome assembly
AUGUCAUCUCACUUCUGUUUCGGUUCAUUGCAUCCACAUUACGCUCACAAUCUAAUCAAUAUUUAUUACAUGGGUAAAAUGAGGAAAUUUCCUUUUCAACAUGUCAUUUCUUACAGAUCACGAUGGGCAAUUCAACUGGCACUAUGCGGUAUUGUAAUCAUAUUUUUACUAGUCUCCGGAACCAUUGUACUUGGAUUGAUACCAGUAUACUUGACAACAAACGAUGUUCAUUCUAGCACACAGUUCAAUGAGCUUUCAUUUUACACAAUCUAUUCAUCGGAUGUGAUUUAUGGCCGAUUUCAAACAUUAUCUGAUCCAAAUGAUCUGUCUUCGCAGCUGACGAAGAAUAUGCCCGACUUAUCUCGAAUGAAAACUAUACCAGGUGAAUUUUUAACGGCAACACCAUCAAAUAAGCAAAGGAGACAAACAUCUGACAGUGCAAGUAUAGCAUGUGAAGGCUCGACUGAGCUAACAGGUGAUUUAUUUAGUACAAAGAAUAUGAUUGAAUUGCCAUCAACGUGUCACUCAUCUACAUGUCGAGAGAAAUAUCUUAUGAAAUAUCAAAACAAUAUUCGGAAGUAUAAUCAUCGACUCAAUGUCGAUAUGGUAUUAGAUGACAGUGUGCAAUCAAAUAUUCAAAUGGCGUUUUGCGCAUUUUCUUCCAUAGAUCCUAAUGAGCGAUUUCCUUCGAGUGCGUGCAAAUCAGGAACGUCAAGAUACAUUUACAUUAUAGAUCAAGAUGCGAAUUUUUUUCAAUUCAAUCCUCGAACAUCUGCGACAACACUGAUCACAAGUUUGACUUGUUCGACAACUGCAUAUCCGUAUUCGAUGGCUGUACAAAGUACUGGUACAGUCUGGAUCUUAUUCACCGAUGGAAAUUUAUACACAUUUGAUGUCAAUACUCGGCAAUGUCAAGCAACAUCGUAUGUCUCUGGACAGGAAGGUUUUAUUCUUUUUGGAAUGAAUUUUAUCAAUGAUUAUUCGACAAAUACUGAACUAUUGUACAUAACCAGUGACACAUCGAAUCCGCCCUUCCGUUUAGCAACUCUAGACAUCACUAUUUUGGAAAUUUCAAUUGUUAGUUAUUAUAAUUCGAAAAUUAGUGCUCGCGGAGAACUAACAAAGACACUCGAUGGAAGAUUAUUCGUUUUAUUUGAAGGUCAACCGUUCAUCAUAGCUGAAAUUAAUCAAACAACUGGAAAAAUCCUGUCUCAAACACCACAAAAUGAUCUUCGGUACGCGUCGGAUGCAUCAAACUUCGCUUUUACAUCUUAUCUAUCGCAAUUCUUCAUUUUCGUCGGCGAUCAGACCUACACCGAUAUAUUUCUUCAUGAUACGAGAAGUAAAACUACAACGAACAGAACACGGAUUUCCAAUGGAAUCGUUGGCUCCGGAGUUUCCCCAUGCCUAUAG